This is a messenger RNA of Babjeviella inositovora NRRL Y-12698, 983 nucleotides long. RefSeq lists its product as uncharacterized. The transcript has a single exon. Lineage: Eukaryota; Fungi; Ascomycota; Pichiomycetes; Serinales. The record is from RefSeq and is a predicted model, not a curated record. Bases 131 to 673 code for a protein of 180 amino acids.
UUUACCCUCCGCCAUGUUCCUACAUACCAUCGUGAUAGCUCCAAAAUGGAAACAUAGCUACUGUUUUGGACUGGCUAUAAAUAACGUUUGAGAUGCUGCGUGGCACUUGCGUGUGCAUUAAUUCUGAGGCAUGCGUGAUCUGAUAAAGACAUGGCCUAGGCUCAAACAGAGACCUACCCAAAAUCGAAUAGCUUUUUAUCAUGUACUCCUUGGGUUUCUUGAUUGCCGCUCCCAGGAACCUAAAGUACUUUUCUCCAUUUCAGUCGCUCCGCACGCUGCUCGCUGGAUUUGUCAGCCACAAAUCGUUAGCCUAAUACGUAAGUUAAAUCUGCAAAAGAAAUGUAUGUUUCUAUGGCGUUUAUACUUGGCGCAGCAAACCAUACGGAUUAGUAGUCCAACUGAUAUGAUAUGGAAUUAUGGGUAUUUCGUGGUUGUGAGUAGAGCUGAAAUUUCGUCUGGUUUCACCUGCUGUGCGUCUUAUUUUUAUAUAAUUCAGCUGGGCCCUAAUGUUUCGCGUAGGAACGUUGCAAGGCCGUCUGUUUUUAAGUCUGACACCAUUUUGAGGGAACCCGACUCGUUUUCCUGCAUGAUGUUGACUAACGCCCACACCUGCAUCUUUAUCCCGCCGAGAGUCUGGACCCGCCCCUACUGUUGUUUCCAUAGGACUUCAUAAACACAAGGAACCGCCACUUGAAUGCGAGAUUUAAAUCUCCCUACCCGGAAGAACAAUAGCAGUGCAAGCUUUCAUCUCGGAAAACUGCUUAUCAACGCGCACGUAGAACGUAAGAAAGACAGUCAUAACCGUUAGGGUGGUGCUAGCUACACCGGAAAGUCGUUCGGCCUUGUUAAACAUUAGCCAGUCCUGGGAAGCUCUGAACCAAAAACAACAUCCAAGCCCCAAACCCUGUAGCGCGUGUGGAGUCUGCGCCUGUAUAAAAAAAUAUAAAUAUUUCGUAAUUUCAGAGAUCUAGAACGUCGUGCGC